AUGGUCUCUCUCAGCGACGUCCGCGCCCACAAUGCGACCCUCUCAUCCUUCGCUCCCAACCUCGUCGCCAUCUUCGUCGGUGGCACCUCAGGCAUCGGCCAUUAUACUGCCUUAGAGUUUGCACGCAACACCCGCUCUCCCCACAUUUACCUAAUCGGCCGCAAUGCCACGGAAGCUGCCAAAAUCACCAAUGAGCUCAAAGCCAUCAACUCAUCCUGCAAGGUCAACUUUAUACAGCAAGACGUAAGUCUGCUGCGCAAAGUGGAUGAGGCGUGCAAGGAGAUCCAGGCGAAGGAGCAGAAGGUGAAUCUGUUGUUCAUGACAAUCGGCUAUAUGACCUUCAAGGGCCGAAACGAGACCAAGGAGGGCCUAGACCACAAGUUCGCCCUUCACUAUUACGCGAGAGCGCGUUUCAUGCAUAAUCUAGCACCUCUGCUGGACGCAGCGGCCAAGAGUGAUGAUCCUGAGGCGACGUUGUCGCGCGUCGUGUCCGUGUACGAUCCUGCGCUCGGAAAGAAUAAUGACUUCGAUUUCUCCGACCCUUCACUCAAGAACAAAUUCUCUCUUAAGAAUUGCGCGACCCAUGGGAGUGCCCUAGGCAACUUUGCCAUUGAGCAUCUGGCGAAACAAUGGCCCAACACCUCCUUUAUCCACGAGCAGCCGGGUAUCGUCGAGACUUCCGGUGGCCGCAACCCAUGGCUCAAGCCCGUCUAUGCUCUGCUGUCGCCAUUCUCAGUGAGCACGAAGGAAAGCGGUGAGAGACAUUUAUUUGAAGCGACUGCCUCGCGCUAUUCACCCAGAGCAAAGGCCGAAGGAGUACAGGGUGUUGUGAACGGCGGUGAUGGUGUCGAAGGGAGUGGUCAUUACCAGCUAUCCUGGAACGGCGAGGCCCAGCCUGACACAAAGAGGGCGGCUAAUAUGCGGGCCGAGGGCGCCGAGGAAAAGAUGUGGGCGCACACGACUGAGGUAUUUCAUAAGAUUUGCGACGAGGGAGGCAGAUACUAG
Messenger RNA from Alternaria burnsii, 1005 nucleotides. RefSeq lists its product as uncharacterized. The transcript has a single exon. Gene Ontology annotation, biological process: secondary metabolic process. The coding region runs from base 1 to 1005 and encodes 334 amino acids. Lineage: Eukaryota; Fungi; Ascomycota; Dothideomycetes; Pleosporales; Pleosporaceae. The record is from RefSeq and is a predicted model, not a curated record.